AUGUUUCAAGGAGCUGUGAUUUGGAAGUGCUUAUUUGAAGGCGGUUCGUGUUAUCCAGAGGUCGACGUAGCUGGACAUCUAUUGAUUCCUUACUCGCGCCGGACUCCGCUGCAGCAAAAUUUAUACUGCUCCAAGUUAAAAGAUUUUUUUACAUACCCUGUAGCAAUGAUGUUUCCACCUAUACUAGGCCGUGUAACUAGCGGCAUCUUACCCGGUUUAGAAGCCAUUGCGUGUCAUGAUCGAAAGCCAGAUCCAAACGCAAUCCCCGGAGGCGGCUCGACUUCUCUUGAACGUGAAAGGAACUUUGAUGUCUACUUCAAAAACAAUCUGGAACCCGGGUCCUUCCACAAGAUACCCGACUAUCUUGUUCAACAUGUACAAAGACACGGCUUCCUAAACAGUCACGAGAUCGAGCAUCUUAUCAGCUCUAUGGUGUAUUUGGAAGAAGCAACUGACGACAUCAGGCAAGAUUAUUGCGAAGCUCGAAUCAUGCUUCGAUACAUUUACACGAUGUUACGUUCAGAAGAUCCCGAAGUCAUUGCUCACAGGGAAAUCUUGAAGCGUCAAGAAAAGGAGUCACGCAAACGUUACAAACGUUAUAAGCGCAUGGUUCGAGAAUAUCAAGAUGACACCGGGCUUCUGUGGGCACUAAUAGCUCAGGAGAUUAAACGCACCUGUGAUGUGGAAGAUGCUGCUGCUGCGAAUAGAAUGGAACCUGAUGCCGCCGCGCCGCCCUACACCCAUACGCCUUAA
Messenger RNA from Melampsora larici-populina 98AG31, 753 nucleotides. RefSeq lists its product as uncharacterized. The coding region runs from base 1 to 753 and encodes 250 amino acids. The record is from RefSeq and is a predicted model, not a curated record. Lineage: Eukaryota; Fungi; Basidiomycota; Pucciniomycetes; Pucciniales; Melampsoraceae. The transcript is spliced from 4 exons.